Molecule: messenger RNA, 924 nt
Organism: Helianthus annuus (common sunflower)
Lineage: Eukaryota; Viridiplantae; Streptophyta; Magnoliopsida; Asterales; Asteraceae
Exons: 2
Coding region: 1-924 (307 amino acids)
Source: RefSeq, a predicted model, not a curated record
AUGCAGGGUGCUUUUAAUCUCCAACCGAACCCGACGCAACCCGUUCAACCCCAACCGAUCCCGACGCAACUCUUUCAACAAUCCGAACCCGACGAGGAUGUGGAAGUUGUUCCCGAAACCCAACCACAAAAAGAAAAAUGCAAACGAAGAAAAGGCAAGCAAGUAGUGGGUGAGCAACCGUCCAAACCAAAGGCGAAACUGUGGAUGCCAAUCGAAGAAGAAGCCUUAGCUAAGGCUUACAUAGGUAAUAAUCAAACGGGUGACGAUUUUUGGAAGGCGGUUUUGGCGAAGUUCCUUGGACUAAUGGACCAAGGCCCGUAUCGAGAUAUCGACUCAGUGUCAUCAAAGUGGCGAAAAAUGAACGGGUUCGUCAAUAAGUUUUGCGAUGAAUAUAAUAAAAUAUAUUCAAGUGGGCGUCGUAGCGGCAUGAGCGACGAGGAUGUGUUUAAAAAGGCGAUGGAGAUGUACAAGUCGAACAAUGGCAAUACCUCAUUCGCACACGUUCGCGCGUGGGAAAUUUUGCGAACGCACCCAAAAUGGGCGCCGAUUCCCAACGAGGUGGAGAUGGCGAAGCGGCAAAGGACAUCGGAAUCAGGUAGUUUUAGCGCCGGUGGAUCGGACGCGAGGUGUCACAUAAACUUAGACGAUGACGCCGAGUUCGACGAAGAAGAAUACGCCCUACAUGAAGCGGAGCGUCCCCCGGGCCGGGACAAAUCAAAGAAGGAGCGGACGAAGGAGAAAGAAAAGAAAAAGGUAGACCUGAAGAUGGACGAGUUUAUGGCACAAUUUAAAACGUACACCGAGGUCUCGGCCCAAAAGGCGAAGGCGAAGGAGCGGGCCGUCAAAGAAAAGUCUCGUGUGGCGGGAGAAAAGUUACGCGAAAAGAUCCGAUUGUCCGAUGAAAAAAAUCUGAUUGUCCGAUGA